Molecule: messenger RNA, 510 nt
Organism: Acanthosepion pharaonis
Lineage: Eukaryota; Metazoa; Mollusca; Cephalopoda; Sepiida; Sepiidae
Source: the annotation of a GenBank genome assembly
AUGACGAAGAAGUUCGUAGAAGAUAUUGAACGCGAAAGAUUUGUCGUCUCGAUUCGCGAGACGAAGAUAAAUAACGAUUGGAAUUUUAAGUUUGUAGAAGAAAAAUUAGCAGUUUAUCUCCAAGAACAGUAUACCAUGUCCAGUGAAGAGCCACAAACACUGCGUGAUGCUCUUAAAAUGGGUGUUUGGAAGGAGCAUGAGGAAGCUGAAAAUGGAGUCUUUACUCAAGCCAUCAUGAAAGGCACCGUCAGCCGUGAGACUUACAGGCAGUUUCUUGCUGAACUGCGAGAAAUCUACAUGGCCAUUGAAGAAAUGGCUGAGCUGAAUAAGGAUAAGUCAUGUUUUGGACCUAUCUAUUUUCCCACAGAAAUGAACCGCUUGAAAUCACUUGAAGAAGAUUUGGAAUUUUUUUAUGGUCCUGACUGGCAUGAAAAAGUUAAACCAAUGACUGAAAGUGCCAAAGAAUAUGCUGCAAGGAUCCGGGAUAUUGGAAAAAGAUUCCAACUUUAG